Molecule: messenger RNA, 429 nt
Organism: Trypanosoma grayi
Lineage: Eukaryota; Euglenozoa; Kinetoplastea; Trypanosomatida; Trypanosomatidae
Exons: 1
Coding region: 1-429 (142 amino acids)
Source: RefSeq, a predicted model, not a curated record
AUGAGCUCGUGGCUGUCCGCUGAGCAGUUCCUGCACAGCAGGGCCGCCUCCUACGUGAGGCGUGGCCUCUUUCUUUUCGGGGCAUACGGCAUCGGGAGCGACUAUUACCUGAUGCACUAUUACCAGGCCUUUGAUCCCAGCGAGGGAAGGCUGUACGUGGUCGACUGGAGCCCAAUUGGGCGGCCGCGGUGCCACGUGCACAUUGUACCCAACAAUCACUACCCGAACUACACCCCGUGGACGCCGAGGAACGGCGACGUGGUGCUCGCACGGGAUGUGCCGCAUGAACCGAACUGGUUGCAGCUCAUUAGUGGGCGAUUCAUUGAGCGACAGACAUGUGGGGUGGCGCUGGCAAUUCCCCUUGAGGAGGUGCAGGCGCAACAAGAACAGCGACAGAGAGAGGAGGAGGAGCUGAGGAGGAUCUUGUAA